CCCUCCGCCCUUCCCCCCCCAUCCCCUUCCCCCAUUGACUCUCGUCUCUUCUCUCUUCUCUUCGCCGAGGAGGGCCUAUUCGUCACAAUGGCUUCCUCUAGGUUAUGUCUCCCUCGUCAGCUGCCAUUGAGGAUAUCAUCAGCUAGGGUGGCUGGCUCUGGCCUCACUGUCGCCGGCCGCUCGACAUUGACCUCGGCAACAGCGAGGAACCUCUCUAUCACCUCUCGAUCGUCAGCCAGCCCGCUACGACGAGGAAUUCGCUACUUCAGCUUCACAUCCCUUCAGUCCCAUGCUCUCGGCAAGGACACCAUCUCAGACCCGUCCCUGGAGCCCCUCACUGAACUGCAAUCCUUCGUCCCCCGCCAUAUCGGCCCGGACGCCCAUGAUGCCCAGGAGAUGCUCAAGGCCCUCUCCCCCGAGGCCAAGUCCCUCGACGAGUUCAUCUCCCAGGUCAUUCCGGCCGAUAUUCUUUCUGAACGAGCCAACCUCGUUCCCAAUGGCGACAAGCCCCUGCUCGAGAGCGACAUCGCGGCACGGGCCGACGAGCUGAAGCUUCGGGAGACGUAUGCUUGUCCCAUGAUCGGCGCCGGUUAUUACCCCAGCAUCACGCCCAAGGUCAUCCAGACCAACGUGCUGGAGAACCCGGCCUGGUACACCAGCUACACCCCUUACCAACCCGAGAUCAGCCAGGGCCGCCUCGAGUCCCUGCUGAACUACCAGACCAUGGUUUCCGACCUCACCGCCCUACCCAUCUCGAACGCGAGCUUGUUGGACGAGGGAACCGCCGCCGCCGAAGCCGUGACCCUCUCCUUGAACGCCCUACCUACAUCCAGGGCGAAGCGGCCGGGCAAGACCUACGUCGUCUCCGAUAUGAUCCACCCGCAGACCCUCUCCGUCCUCCAGGGUCGGAGCGAGGGUUUCGGCAUCAAGAUCGAGAAGAUGGACCUCUCCGCCCCCGAUGCCCACCAGCGCAUACAGGCCCUGGGCGACGACUUGGUCGGUGUCAUGGUCCAGUACCCCGAUACCAGGGGCCACGUCGAGGAUUUUAGGUCCCUGGCCGAGGUCGUCCACGGCCAAAAGGCGCUCCUCAGCGUGGCCACCGACCUCCUCGCGCUGACGCUGCUCACCCCGCCGGGCGAAUGGGGCGCCGACAUCGCUUUCGGCACCGCCCAGCGCUUCGGCAUUCCUCUCGGCUUUGGCGGUCCGCAUGCCGCCUUCUUCGCCGUCACGGAAGCCCACAAGAGGAAGAUCCCCGGCCGUCUCAUCGGCGUCUCCAAGGACCGGAACGGCCGCCCGGCCCUGCGUCUGGCCCUGCAGACAAGAGAACAGCACAUUCGCCGGGAGAAGGCGACGAGCAACGUCUGCACGGCGCAGGCUCUGCUGGCCAACAUGAGCUCCCUGUACGCCGUCUAUCACGGGCCCCAGGGCCUGAGGGAGAUCGCCGAGAGGGUUGUCUCGCGCGCGCGCGGCGUUCAGGCGUUGGCCCAGCAGUUCGGCCUCGAGGUCGAGCAGCCUCGGAACAGCCCGGAUGGACAGGUCCUCUUCGACACGGUGGUGGUGAAGGCCGGCGAAGAUCUCGCCGAGACCAUCAUCGAGAAGGGAGAGCAGCUGGGCCUCCACUUCCGCCGGCUGGGCGGCGGCGACAUCGGCAUCAGCAUCGGCGAGGCCACGGAUCUCAAGGCCUUCGACAGGCUGGCGGCCACUUUCGCCUCGGCGACGGGACGUGAGGUGGCUGCUGCCAGUUCCGACUCGGCCGCCGAGCUCUUUCACAAGGACGCGAGCAGCGUCCACGCGUCGUUGCCGGCGUCGUUCCGGCGGACGUCUGACUACCUGACGCACCCGGUCUUCAACACCCACCGGAGCGAGACGGAGGUGCUGCGCUACAUCUACCACCUCCAGUCGAAAGACCUGUCGCUGGUCCACUCCAUGAUCCCCCUCGGCUCUUGCACCAUGAAGCUGAACGGCGCCACCGAGAUGUCGCUCAUCUCCAAGGACACCUUCGCCACGCCUCACCCGUACACCGACCCGAAGCACAUGUCGGCGUACCUCAAGCUCGUCAAGGAGCUGGAGGACCAGCUCUCGGGCAUCACGGCCAUGGACGCCACCACGCUCCAGCCCAACUCGGGCGCGCAGGGUGAGUUCGCCGGGCUGCGCGUGAUCAGCAAGUACCUCGAGCAGCAGGGCGGCGCCAGGAAGCGGGACAUCUGCCUGAUCCCCAAGUCGGCGCACGGCACCAACCCGGCGUCGGCGGCCAUGGCGGGCAUGCGGGUGGUGCCCAUCGAGUGCGACAACCUGACGGGCAACCUGGACCUGGCGGACCUGGAGGCCAAGUGCAAGAAGCACGCGGCGGAGCUGGCGGCCAUCAUGAUCACGUACCCCAGCACCUUUGGCGUGUUCGAGCCGCACAUCAAGAAGGUGUGCGACAUGGUGCACGAGCACGGCGGGCAGGUGUACAUGGACGGCGCCAACAUGAACGCGCAGAUCGGGCUCUCGUCGCCCGGCGAGAUCGGGGCCGACGUGUGCCACCUGAACCUGCACAAGACGUUCUGCAUCCCGCACGGCGGCGGCGGCCCCGGCGUGGGGCCGAUCUGCGUCAAGAAGCACCUGGCGCCGUUCCUCCCCGGGCUGCACCCGGCGGACGGGCAGGCGAUGAUCAGCAGCGCGCCGUACGGCAGCGCGGGCAUCCUGCCGAUCCCGUGGGCGUACAACUCGCUGAUGGGCGACAAGGGCCUGCGGCUGGCGACCAAGAUGGCGAUCCUCAACGCCAACUACCUGCUCUCGCGGCUCAAGCCGCACUACAAGGUCCUGUACACCAACGAGGCGGGGCGGUGCGCGCACGAGUUUAUCCUGGACGCGCGGCCGUUCGCCAAGACGGCCGGGGUCGAGGCCAUCGACAUCGCGAAGCGGCUGCAGGACUACGGGUUCCACGCGCCCACCAUGUCGUGGCCCGUGGCCAACACGCUGAUGAUCGAACCGACGGAGAGCGAGAGCAAGGAGGAGCUCGACCGGUUCGUCGACGCGCUGGUCGCCAUCCGGGGGGAGAUCCGCGAGGUCGAGGAGGGCCGGCAGCCGCGCGAGGGCAACGUGCUCAAGAACGCGCCGCACCCGCAGACGGACGUCAUCCUGGGCGACGGCGAGGGAACGUGGGAGAGGCCUUACUCGAGGGAGAAGGCCGCCUAUCCUCUGCCGUGGCUGCGGGAGAAGAAGUUUUGGCCCAGCGUGGCGAGGGUGGACGAUGCUUACGGCGAUACAAAUCUCUUCUGCACCUGCCCCCCUGUCGAAGACACCACGGGCGAGGCGUAAGAAACGGAGGCAUAUGGCGAUUCCACGGCCGGGCUUGUAACGAUAGACCUGGAGGCGACCUCGACAACAGUUCACAUCUGGGCCAACUGCCAACCACAAUAUCAUGCACGGACUAGAUCAAUUCAACAUUCAGCGAGAAUUCAACACUUGAGCGGCGUCCGGAAAAAGGAAAGGGACGGUCUUAAUUUAACAUAUAAAGCGAUUCAGCGGUUCAACCUAGGAUCUAAACGACGAGGCGUGUGGCUGAUUUUUAUUUUGCAUCUCUUUUAUUAUUAUUUGGUUACUUGGCCUUGGUCAGAUAUUCGUCUCAACAGGAAUCAGGAGUGCAAGAGUUAAAUAGAGCGACACAGUCCCAGAGCCUCGACAAUAGAAGUGGAAUCUCCAAGUUGUCCCAGGUGAACUC
Molecule: messenger RNA, 3706 nt
Organism: Sodiomyces alkalinus F11
Lineage: Eukaryota; Fungi; Ascomycota; Sordariomycetes; Glomerellales; Plectosphaerellaceae
Product: glycine dehydrogenase
Exons: 2
Coding region: 88-3303 (1071 amino acids)
Biological process (GO): glycine decarboxylation via glycine cleavage system
Cellular component (GO): mitochondrion; glycine cleavage complex
Molecular function (GO): glycine binding; pyridoxal phosphate binding; glycine dehydrogenase (decarboxylating) activity
Source: RefSeq, a predicted model, not a curated record